AUGGCGACCAGGGCGGUGCUGCAGACGUUUGAGCGGUAUCAAAAGGAAAGAGUAGCCUUUGUCUCGGCGGUGGCGGAGAUGGCCAAGAACCCGCAGAAUAUUGAGGCGUUGCAACAAGCCGGUGCUAUGGCCCUGCUGCGGCCGCUCCUGCUGGACAACGUGCCCAGCAUCCAGCAGUCGGCGGCUAUGGCUCUGGGGCGAUUGGCCAAUUACAGCGACGACCUGGCGGAGGCGGUGGUGCAGAACGAGAUCCUGCCGCAGCUGGUUUACUCGCUGUCGGAGCAGAAUCGCUUCUACAAGAAGGCGGCCGGCUACUGCCUGCGCGCCGUCGCGAAGCACUCGCCUGAGCUGGCGCAGGCGGUUGUGGACAGCGGGGCGCUGGACAGCCUAGUCACCUGCCUCGAGGAGUUUGACCCUGGGGUCAAGGAGUCUGCGUGCUGGUGCCUGGGAUACAUGGCCGGGCACAGCACAGAGCUGGCGCAGCAGGUGGUGGACGCAGGUGCGGUGCCGCUGCUGGUGCUGUGCGUGCAGGAGCCUGAGCUUGCGCUGAAGCGGGUGGCGGCGAGCGCGCUCAGCGACAUCGCAAAGCACACGCCGGAGCUGGCGCAGUCGGUGGUGGACGCGGGAGCAGUGGCCUACCUGGCACCCCUGGUGGUCAACCAGGACGCCAAGCUCAAGCGGCAGGUCUGCAGUGCGCUGGCGCAGGUGGCCAAGCACAGCGUUGACCUGGCAGAGGUGGUGGUGGAGGCGGAGGUCUUCCCAAAGCUGCUCACCUGCCUCAAGUUCCCCGACGAGUUUGUUCGCAAGCACGCGGCCACGCUGGUGCGCGAGGUCGCGAAGCACACGCCAGAGCUGGCGCAGCUGGUGGUGGCCAAUGGCGGCGUCGCAGCGCUCGUAGAGUACAUCACCGACAGCGUCGGCAACAAUGCCCUGCCGGGCAUCAUGGCGCUCGGAUACAUUGCGGCGUUCAGCGAGACCCUCGCGCUGGCGGUCAUUGCGGAAAAGGCCCUGCCGCCGCUGGUGGCGGCGCUGGCUCAGGAGCCGGAGGACCACGUCAAGGCCGCGACGGCCUGGGCGCUGGGCCAGCUGGGGCGGCACACGCCAGAUCACGCCAAGGCCGUCGCUGACACAGGCGUGCUGGCGACGCUGGUGGCUCUGGAGGCCAGCUCUUCGUCGUCAGAGGACCUGGCCACCAAGGCGCGCCGCAGCCUCAAGAGCAUCGUGUCCAAGUUGAGCCACCUGCCUGCGCUGGACUCCUUGGUCCACAGCCCCCUGCCCGAGGGCGUCAUGCGACUGGUGCUGGAGCAGGCGGGCAAGGUGCUGUCCAACGACGCAGCGGGACGCAGCCAGUUUGUGCACAGCGGGGGCCUGGCGGCGGUGCAGCAGCUCGCGGAGGCGCCCGGCAGCAAGCUGAAGGAGGCGGUUGAGAUCAUCAACAGUGCGUACCCCGAGGAGAUCGUCCGAUACUACAGCCCCUCCUAUUCAAAGCAGCUGCUGGACAAGCUCGACGCCGCCGCAAACGCAUAA
Monoraphidium neglectum is the source of this 1527-nucleotide messenger RNA. RefSeq names its product putative Sperm-associated antigen 6. The record is from RefSeq and is a predicted model, not a curated record. Gene Ontology annotation, cellular component: microtubule cytoskeleton. The transcript has 14 exons. Gene Ontology annotation, biological process: cilium movement. Gene Ontology annotation, molecular function: microtubule binding. Bases 1 to 1527 code for a protein of 508 amino acids. Lineage: Eukaryota; Viridiplantae; Chlorophyta; Chlorophyceae; Sphaeropleales; Selenastraceae.